CGAGUGGUAUAUAACGUGCCUCCUAUUCCACAGGAGAGAGAGAGAGAGAGAGAGAGAGAGAGAGAGAGAGAUGGUGUCUCUGAAACUUCAGAAGCGGCUUGCCGCUAGCGUUCUCAAGUGUGGUAGAGGCAAAGUUUGGCUUGACCCUAAUGAGGUCAAUGAAAUCUCCAUGGCUAAUUCUCGACAAAACAUAAGGAAAUUGGUUAAGGAUGGUUUCAUUAUCAGGAAGCCAACUAAGAUUCAUUCCCGUUCCCGUGCUCGCAGAAUGAAGGAGGCCAAGAGGAAGGGACGUCACUCUGGUUAUGGUAAGCGUAAGGGUACAAGAGAGGCUAGGCUCCCCACCAAAAUCCUUUGGAUGAGGAGGAUGCGUGUCCUCAGACGAUUGCUCCGCAAGUACAGGGAAGCAAAGAAGAUUGACAAGCAUAUGUACCAUGAUAUGUACAUGAAGGUAAAGGGUAAUGUCUUCAAGAACAAGAGAGUCUUGAUGGAGAGCAUACACAAGUCCAAGGCUGAAAAGGCAAGAGAAAAGACCUUGUCUGAUCAGUUUGAGGCAAAGCGUGCCAAGAACAAGGCUAGCAGGGAGAGGAAAAAUGCUAGGAGAGAAGAGCGUUUGGCUCAAGGCCCUGGAGAGAAGCCAUCAGCAGCCCCAAGUGCUCCAUCUGCAAUAGCAUCCCUGCCAGCCCAAGCAUCAAAGAAAUCAAAGAAGUGACAUUUUGGGAGAUUGGAAGGAAGGGCAUUGAAUCUUCUAUUUGGCUGGCAUCCUGAGUUACAUGGCUAGUGUUUUUUUUGACAGAUUGUCUGUUUUUCUUAGACCGUGUUAGUUUUAUUCAAAAUUUAAGUUGUAUAUCUGCAAUUUGUAUUAUGUUUAUUUGUUUAUGCUAUUUUUUCAUGAAGAUGGGGUUGCACCUGGCUUCGAUAUACUUGCCUGUUAAUUAUGAAAGUUUCCUGUCUCAAUAAGCAUUCUUGCGUACCUUGUACUAAUUUCACGAUGAAAUUAUACCAUAUUCAAUUAUAAUGAGCUUUUGUCAGGUUGACGAAGA
This is a messenger RNA of Glycine soja, 1040 nucleotides long. Its product is annotated as 60S ribosomal protein L19-3. Gene Ontology annotation, biological process: translation. Bases 71 to 709 code for a protein of 212 amino acids. Gene Ontology annotation, cellular component: cytosolic large ribosomal subunit; ribosome. Lineage: Eukaryota; Viridiplantae; Streptophyta; Magnoliopsida; Fabales; Fabaceae. The transcript is spliced from 5 exons. The record is from RefSeq and is a predicted model, not a curated record. Gene Ontology annotation, molecular function: structural constituent of ribosome; RNA binding.